Thrips palmi is the source of this 435-nucleotide messenger RNA. RefSeq lists its product as uncharacterized. The coding region runs from base 1 to 435 and encodes 144 amino acids. The transcript is spliced from 3 exons. NCBI's taxonomy places the organism in Eukaryota, Metazoa, Arthropoda, Insecta, Thysanoptera, Thripidae. The record is from RefSeq and is a predicted model, not a curated record.
AUGGAUCACAAUGUCUCUCUCUCUCCAAUUAAACAAGAAGGUUUCUUUGCGGUGGAGACACAGGCAAGUGACUCCCAAAGUGUCUUAAGCCAAGUUCCCCCACACAAUGUUCCAAAUUUUUUCUUGCACCUGCUUCGGCAAAAGACAUUGCACGCACAGCAGUCCGGAGUGUGGAAUAAUGUGACGACUGAUGAACUUUUGGUUUUGAAGUUUUUCAGACCAACUAGUAUCGAACUCCUCAUAGUGUGCUUGCUAAAUUUCAAGUGUUGUGGUGAUCCUCUGUGUCCAUUUUGGCCUUCUGCCGUCAAGUCCUUCUGUGCGGAUCACGCUUUGGAAACUGAUUUCAUCCCGGCCAAGCCACGGAAAUUGCCCAAAUGGAUGCAGGAUUGUGUCUCCACGCCCUCCCUUCCACCCCCACACCGUUUAGAACGAUGA